This is a messenger RNA of Diaporthe citri, 525 nucleotides long. RefSeq lists its product as uncharacterized. NCBI's taxonomy places the organism in Eukaryota, Fungi, Ascomycota, Sordariomycetes, Diaporthales, Diaporthaceae. Gene Ontology annotation, cellular component: mitochondrial small ribosomal subunit; ribosome. Gene Ontology annotation, molecular function: small ribosomal subunit rRNA binding; mRNA 5'-UTR binding; structural constituent of ribosome. Gene Ontology annotation, biological process: translation; maturation of SSU-rRNA from tricistronic rRNA transcript (SSU-rRNA, 5.8S rRNA, LSU-rRNA); ribosomal small subunit assembly. The transcript has a single exon. The record is from RefSeq and is a predicted model, not a curated record. The coding region runs from base 1 to 525 and encodes 174 amino acids.
AUGUCCGAGUUCAUCAAGGCCAUGCCUGCCGCCCAGGUGGCAGCAGGUCGUGCCGUCAACGACACCCGGGUCGUCGACACGUCCAUGCUCGGACGAGGGGACGGUCUAGGCGCCCUCUCGGCCGGCGCUGACCAUAAAGACGAGUGGGGCAGUGAGCCGUUUCACUUCCACAUCUACAGCCACAAGCACAACACGCACGUCACGGUGACGAAGCCGAACCGCGACGCCAUUGUGUCUCUGUCGUGCGGCAACCUCGGAUUCCGAAAGAGCAACAGGAAGCACUACGACUCGGCGUACCAGCUUGGGGCCUAUGUCAUUGACAAGCUGCAACAGCAGGGCUGGCACAACAAGAUCGGCUCGCUCGAGGUGGUUCUUAGAGGGUUCGGGGCUGGCAGAGAGGCGAUUACAAAGGUCAUUCUAGGAAAUGAGGGUCGGUUGCUCAGGAGCAAGAUCACCAAGGUGUCGGACUCGACGAGGUUGAAGUUUGGUGGUACGAGAAGCAAGAAGCCUAGACGUCUAGGUUAA